AGAGUUCUGAAGUCUGUGACGUUAUUCUGGAGUGGCGCUGUGUUGUGGAAUUCAGAAAUAAAACAGAUGUUUCAGUAGUUCUCAAGUUUUAGAGCAGAGACCCAGAUCUUUACCGUGAAGCUGCAUCUAAAGCAGACUGUGAAUUGUGGGCUGUGGCACUUGGAGAAGCAAACUCAGAAUAAAACUCAGCAGUUCCAGAGGUUGAUCAUGGAAAUUAAAGAGGAGAGAACAUCAGAUGAGGCACAGCACUUUCUUCCUGCAUCACAGGCAGACAAUCUUAGGGAGCCUCCGUUUACAAGUAUCCAGAGGAUUGCGAAUGAGUCAAAGCUGGAGUUUGUCCUGGCAUGCAAGGAUCUAGUGGCUACUGCCCGUGAUCGGAAGCUGAAUACAUUUGUACAGAUCUCAGUAGUACAUCCAGCAGAACAGACUUUGACGAGAUAUUCAAGCACUGAAAUUGUGGAGGGAACAAGAGACCCACUGUUUUUGACUGGUGUGACAUUCCCACCGGAAUAUCCUAUCUAUGAGGAGACUAAAAUAAAACUAACCGUCUAUGAUGUCAAAGAUAAAUCUCAGGACACAGUCCGCACCCAUGUCCUGUCUGAACACAAGGAGCCAAGAACAGAUGUUGGGCGAAACUUUCUGGGCUUGACUACUUUUAAAGUAGGAGACUUGGUGAAGUCAAAGGAACAACAGUUGACCCUUACCCUGAGAACUUCUGAUGGUGGAAAGACAGUUGGUACCAUAGACGUCAGCUUUGUGAAGAUGGGGGAGAUAGAGGUGGGGGAAGUAGACCACAUCACAACAGAUGUGCAGGGACAAAAGUGUGCACUGGUGUGUGAAUGUACAGCACCUGAAGGCAUAAGUGGUAAAGACAGCUUACCUCUAUUAAAUGCAGUGUUAAAAAACCCAAUCUGUAAAUUAUACAGAUUUCCCACUUCUGACAACAAGUGGCUGCAUAUCCGAGAACAGAUGUCUGAGAGCACUCUUUCUUUCCAUGUUCCUAAGGAAUUGAUCAAUCUGAACAUAAAGGAGGAUAUGAGAAGGAAUCAGGACCUAAAAGAGCUCGGAGAACUUGCUCCACAUUGGGACAAUAUGCGUAAAAAUGUUAUUGCACACUGUGAACAGAUGCUGAACAUGUACCAAGACACUCUUGCAGAUCUUGGGAAACAUACAGGAUCUUCUUUCAAAUCGAGCUGUAGUAAAGGAGAAAAGACACUAGAAUUUGUUCCAAUAAAUCUCCAUCUGCAGAGAAUGCAUGUGCACAGUCCUCGGUUGAAAGAUGCUCUGUAUGAUGUCAUCACAGUGGGAGCCCCUGCAGCACAUUAUCAGGGAUUUAAGAAUGGUGGUCUUCGGAAACUGUUGAGUAAAUUUGAGGCAGAAAGGCGAAAUACUGGAUACCAGUGUAUUUACUAUUCACCUGAAAACACAGCCAAGGCAAAAGAAGUUCUCAGCAACAUCAAUCAUCUACAGCCCCUCAUAUCAAGCCAUGCAGAGCAGCUGCUUAAUUCUGCAAGCCAGCAUUCUCCAGACAGCUUGAAGAAUUCUUUAAAGAUGCUUUCAGAAAAAACAGAGUUAUUUGUGCAUGCCUUCAAGGAUCAGCUGGUCAGAAGUGCCCUUUUAGCGCUAUACACAGCCCGUCCAGGCUGUGUACUCAAGAAGCCAACUGUGCCCAGAAACAGUGUGGAAGGGUGUGGUGAUCAACAGGGUCAGGACCAUCCAUCUCAGAUCAAACGGCAGAACUCUAUACCUCACCAUUCAGAAUAUGAUGAAGAAGAGUGGGAUAGGGUGUGGACCAAUGUGGGGAAGAGUUUAAACUGCAUUAUUGCAAUGGUGGACAGACUGCUUGAAAAAGACAACAGCAGCAGUGGCAUUAAGGAAAGUGAAAAUGACCCUUCAUCUGCAGAUCGCAUGGUAUCACAUACAAGUGGUGACUGGUAUGAGCAGCUUUAUCCCCUCAUAAUUACACUCAAAGACUGCAUGGGAGAGGUGGUGACAAGGGCAAAGCAAUCAAUGACUUUUGUUCUACUUCAGGAACUUGCAUGUGGCUUGCCACAGCGUUUGAUGCUGACCCUACGAAGAGACAUCGUCUUCAGUCAAGCACUUGCUGGAUUGGUCUGUGGGUUUAUAAUCAAAUUGCACACAAGUUUACGUGAUCAAGGCUUCCUACAGCAGCUUCAUACUGUUGGGUUAAUUGUUCAAUAUGAAGGACUUCUCAGCACGUAUAGUGAGGAAAUUGGGAUGUUAGAAGAUAUGGCUGUGGGCAUUUCAGAUUUACAGAAAGUAACGUUUAAAAUAAUUGAAGCCAAAUCCAAUGACUUCUUGCCUGUAAUAACUGGAAGGCGUGAACAUUAUGUAAUAGAGGUCAAGCUUCCAGCAAAGAUGUUUGAGUUGCUGCCACAAGAGAUCAAAGAAGGAAAGCAGCUGCAUGUGUACCCAGUCCUCUUUAAUGUUGGAAUCAAUGAACAGCAAACACUUGCAGAGAGGUUUGGAGAUACCACUUUGCAAGAAAGUGUUAACCAGGAAAAUUUUGAACUUCUUAAAGAAUAUUACAAAUUGUUUACUGAAAAAAUGCCUCCUGAUUGCCUACCACAUUUUCAAGAACAGAAUGAUCUAAAGGGAUUACUAGAAAAUCUCCAUCAAAAUAUCCAGGCUAAAAAAAGAAAGAAUGUAGAAAUCAUGUGGGUGGCUGCAACGAUUUGCCGCAAGCUAAAUGGAAUCCGUUUCACUUGUUGCAAAAGUGCCAAAGACCGGACAUCCAUGUCAGUGACACUAGAACAGUGCUCAAUCUUGAGAGAUGAACAUCAACUGCAUAAGGACUUCUUUAUCCGGGCACUGGAUUGUAUGAGAAGAGAAGGAUGCCGCAUAGAGAAUGUACUGAAGAAUAUCAAAUGCAGAAAGUAUGCAUUCAACAUGAUACAGCUGAUGGCUUUCCCAAAGUACUACAGACCACCAGAGGGGACAUAUGGAAAAACUGAUACCUAAGUUUAUAAUGUAAUAAGAAACACACAUCUGUGCUAAUUAGAUAAUAUAAAAAUUGCUGUUUGUGUGUCAUGAAUUGGGAGUGUGUAACAAAACUAGGAGUUAUCUUGGUCAGCUAUCAAUGGAUCUAUUUUAAAUUAAAGUAACUGCAGUCCGUUACUAUGAAAGAAAACCUCAAUUAUUGUCUGAUUAAUGCUUGAGUGUUCUCAAAACCAAGUAUAUACAGCCCUCAAUGCUAGACUGUAAUUUAACCAGAUUCUGUAAAGUAGUGGAGUUGGGCCUCAUAAGUAGCUUGAUGGAAGACCAAAAAGGAAAAUGCAGAUUGCUGCAGGAAUUGCUGUUAGUGAGUCCAUAGGGGGGCACUGUGAGUCUGUACUGGUGCUAUACCUGAGUAGUGUGUGUGAAGUGGCAGCAUCCUGCUGGAGGUGAUGUCUUCUGCGUCAGGCGUAAAACAGAGAUCCUGGUCCCUUGUGGUCAAAGACCACCUUGCAUUCUUUGCAAGGCAUGUUAAUCUCGGUCUGUUGGCCAAAUUUAAAUUUGGUAAUUACAUUCUGCUUCUCUAUAGAAGUUUUGGUAAUUGCAGAUUGUAAUUUGAAGUUUGGUAAUUACAUAAUGUAAUUUUAGUAACUACAGUUUGUAAUUUGGCAAUUGCAUUCUGCCUCUCUGCAGUUUCAGUUGGCUGUAUUAUGCUUGGCAUUCUGUGCUAGAGUCAAAUCCUACUCAUUUUAUUUAUUUGUUAGUCUCAGUAGAGUCAGAGGGAUUACUAGUGUGGGUAAAGUGACCCACAUUUGCCCCUUAGACUUCAUUGAGUGUUUCUCUGCUUCAUUUUGGCACUGGGUGAUGUGAUUCCUAUGUAUUAGAGGCAACGUAGCUCUUUCGGAUGGAAUUACUUACAUGUACAGUUUUGUUAAUUUUUAUACAGCACAAAGCCCAACAUAAGCAUAAUAAUGAGGGUAAGUACUCCUUAAUCUGCUACGUUGUGGCUAGUUAGCUUAUUUUCUAUCACAUGUAUAAUGCAAUAUGUAAGCAAAGGAUACUCUUCAGCCUUAAGUGUGAAUUUUAGUGCUUUUGCCAGCUUGUGUCACUCCUAAAUUUAUCUUCUAGACAUCACAGGGUUUUUAAUCACAUCAGUUUAUUAUAGUCCACCCCAACAAAACAAAACACAAAAUCACUCAAUGAUGACUGACGUUUGUAUAGCACCUUCAUUUUGGAGAUAAAAUAUUUAGGGCAGGAAGUUAAGAAUUUUAUCCGAGUAAAACGACAUUGGAAAUUUAAGAUACCGUAGGCAAAGUGUAAUUACCAAAAUCAGAAUUUGGCCAAGAUAGAGUGGUUAACACACCCACCCCUGCUGGUAUAGAAGUCACAGAAGUACUGGGGCAUAAUGAACUCUAAAAUGCUCCUUUCAAUCCAUUGGGAUACGUUGUGUAAAUGUGUAUUUGUACUAAUAAAAUAUAUAUUUAAGACUGUAAUUCCGCAAACAUGCACAUGUAACAAGGAAAAUGAGCAGUCAUGUGAGUAAAAUUUACAUGUGUUCCUAAAUGUUUGAAAGAUCAGGCCUUUGAAUAAUUAUUAAACAUAUGGGGUGAAAUCCUGGCCCCAACUCCCAUUGACUUCAGUGGGGCCAGGAUUUCACCCAUGCUACAAACGUUCUCGGUGAAUUUGGAACAGCUUGUUCAAAGCAGGUGAUACUGACAUUUAAAUAAUAUUUGGGUACUUUUAUGAUUUACUCAUACGUAUGAUUUCUUUGGCACUGUCUUGAUCGAUCAUUGGAUAUGUAUUUAGAUUUUUCUUUUAUUAUAUACACCUCUACCCCGAUAUAACGCGACCCGAUAUAAUACGAAUUCGGAUAUAACGUGGUAAAGCAGCGCUCCGGGGGGGGCGGGGUUGCGCACUCUGGCGGAUCAAAGCAAGUUCAAUAUAAUGCGGUUUCACCUAUAACACGGUAAGAUUUUUUGGCUUCUGAGGACAGCGUUAUAUCGAGGUAGAGGUGUAUUAAAUACCCAAUAGACCACAAAGAGCCUUUUGCAGUUGUCACAGUAUCUUCCAUAAAUACACUACGGAGAUAAAAUCAGACAGAUGUGAACUGAAGGGCUUGCAUUCCUUUCAAUACUAUAUAAUUUACUAAUGGAGUUAACCAUUGCAUUCUAACUUAUAAAUCUGUAUUUUUAUAUGGAUUUUUAACCACUACAGAACUGAGCCAUAUAAAGUCUUAAUUCGGAUUUAUUGAACCAAAGUCUUCCUAGCAAUGUUACAAUCUAUCCUGUCAGUCUAGCUGCCACAUUUGCUGUGAUCUCAACAUUCUUUUUGUUAUGUUUACAGUUUAAAAAAAAGUUACUGAAUAUAUACAUUAGGGGCUUGAGCCUGCAUUUCUCAUGCAUCUCCGUAAAACAAUCCUAUAGAAUUUACUGGAGAAAUAUAAGCUUUUUAUAGUAUUUUUAAACCAAUCUGCAAAUUUCUAUGGCAGGGGUAUCAUUCUCUGUUAAAUUCUGUAGGUUUCUGAGUAAUUUACCUACAAACCCCACUGACUUUAUCCAUAUUAAAUUCUAUAGAAAGGGAAAGGAAUGUUUCAAGAUAUUUGUCUCUAGAUUUUAAAUCAUAAUGUUGAGACAUUUUAAAAACAUUUUGACUCUGAAUUACUAUUGCACCCUGAUCAUAUUGUGUUUAAUUAUGUCAUUUUAAAUAAUGAAGCUAUAUGCGUCAUGUGCAAACAAGGGCUUAAAUUGCUGUAAUAAACAUUAUUUUUACAUAUUUUUUAACCUUGAAAAUCACCCACAAUUGUUGUUUUUAAAUUAUCAGUUUGUUUCCCCAAAUAUUUUUAAAACCCACACAAUACUCUGCAGUGAAACAGAACUGGGCACAAUAGUGUUUGGGUCUUUAAAAAAUAUUGUUGUUUUUUUUAGGCAAGGCAGAUGCUUUGCAUGCCAAGUUUUUGAUUGGAACAAAUAUUUACAGAUUCAAAGACCCACAGAAAACAUGCUGGCACAGCUUCAAGUAUAUAAGCAUACACAUUGCUACUUCAAUGUUGAAAAAUCCUUUUCUGUUGAAAUAUUUCCUCUGACUUAGAUUUCACAGGGUAGAUCUUGAGCUGGUGUGAAUUGUUACAGGCUCAUUGACUGCAAUGGGCCUAUGACAAUUUACAAAAGCUGAGGAUCUGUCUCCAAAACUGAGUUGUCAGCUAAUCAUGGAUUCAAAACUAAAUAUUCUUCAACCUGGAUUUUUAUGAAUACAAAUAAUCCUUUGCUGCUGUUACCAACUACAACAUACCCAUUCAGGAUGGAGGGCCUUCCCAAAGCCCUGCACACCACUGGAAGGAUUAACAGAGGGCUCCGAAUGCAUAUUGGAGGAAUAAUUCUGAACAAAUCGAUUUUCAUGAGCAAACUGUACCAUUUGCUAAUGUAUUAUUGAAGAGAACUGACUUUUCUUAAUGGCAGAGUCACUACAAUGUUCAGACUUUGCACUGUAAAAACUUUUGUAAGGCAUGAAAGCUUUUAUUUUGAAAGCCAGUCUUUCAAGGGAUAGAAAACAGCCACGUUUGAAGUGUAUCUGGCAUUUAAGGCCAAAUUCUGCUUGCCUUACUCAUGUGACUAGUCCCGCUGAAGUCACUUGCUUAAAUAAGAUCAGCAGGAUUUGACUCAGUGAAAUUUGAGCAAAAGUGCUACCCACAUUAAAUGUUUGCAUAGCGCACUGGUUAUCUACUUGUGUAAUUUUUGUAUUAUAGGUUAGCAUGGAAGUAGAAAACCAGUUUAAAUUUUAAGAAAAGGGAAAAGCUAAGUGCAACCUUAAUGUAAUAUUUUCUCAGUGAUAUCUGUAAAACUUCUAUUCUUCAAUAUAUGCAUAGGUCUGACAUAUUGUCAUACAGGCAAGUCUUUUCUUCUGCGUUCUUCUUUUGGGGAGUUUGGUAAGAAUAUACUUUUAAUAUUUAUUGUUUAUAGUUUAGCUUUUAUGAAAUUAUUAGAAUAUAGAGAACAUUUGUAAUUCCAUUGUCUCAUUAUGUCUAUAUGUUGCUGUGUAUGUUGAUGAAACAUUAGCAAUACAUGUACUGUGAUGAACCAGCAAUAUAAAGAGCAGGCCGAAGCCAACAAAAGCAGCAUCAGUAAAAGUUCUUUGCACUAUGAAUUUUAAUGUCCAGAUUUUUGGCUUCAGUUGUAAGCAGGAAACAAUAAAAUAUAUAUAUAUUGGGCCCUCUUUAAAUCCACACAAAUUAAUCCAAACCAAAAUUGUUAUUUAAAGCAAAUUAAAGCCUGGCUGGCAAUAUUCUAAAUCACCACUGAUGUUUUAGGUGCCUGGCUGCAAAGAAGUGCAGAACGUCAUGUGUUUACAUUUGUUAGCAUAUAGUGUGACUCUUAUUAUACUUCAGGAAAUAAGUUGAUUUUUAUUAUCAGUUUUAAGAGAUGGUUUGAGAAAUUCUGUGAUCAAUUCUUUCAAAGUGGUGAACAUAUUAAACAUCAUAAGGUGUAAUUGUUAAAGAUUACACUGAAAAAAUUCAGCAUAAAAAAGUUACUUGAUUGAGGCAAUUUUAGAAUUAUUUCGCAUCAGGUGACUCUGCUAUGAACUUAAACCCAUUAAUUUCUAUAUUUAUGCUUUUUUGCCAUAAAGAGAGAGCAUGUUGUAUUGGCAUUACCAUCAGAUAUGAAUUGCAUCUUGCCUUUUGUUACUUUGUAGUUUUUAAAAAGAGCUGUGCAUUCAAGCAGAUGUUUCCAAUUGCUGAAAAAAAGAAGCUUUACAUAAUUGAUUAUUGUUUAAAAGGGAAAAAAUCAAAGGGAUCUGGAAGAUCAAAUAUUUUAAAAAUCAUCACAAAAUUGCUUCCUCAUAUACAAGAGAAAUGGUUUUCCAGUAGCCUAGAGUAUUGAUUGGUAUUCUGUUUUUCUUUAAUCAUAUAACACAGAGAUUCUCAAACUGGGGGUUGUGACCCCUCAGGGGGUCGCGAGAUUAUUACAUAGGGGGUCAGGAGCUGUGAGCCUUCACCCCCAAACCUGCUUCACCUCCAGCAUUUAUAAUAGUGUUAAAUAUAAAGAAAUGUUUUUAAUUCAGAAGAGAUGUCGCACUCAGAGGCUUGCUGUGUGAAAGGGGUCACUAAUACAAAAGUGUGAAAACCCCUGAUUAACACAUCAACUGUUGUGUGCUUUGUAUGCUCUAAAAUGGUCAUAACUUCUAAAAUACCUUUAUUUUUUCCUUUCGCCAAACACAAUCUUCUGAAUAAGUAAUGUAGCAAAUUAAAAGGAGCCUAUAGUAUAUUACCAAAAAUCCAAGACUGAAAAAUUACAUUCACUCACACAAGCUUGGGAAUCAGGACCUUAAAAAACCCUUAUUUGUGAAAUCACAUACCCAAAUUCCAAAGAACACAUACAGAAAACACCAGAAGUGUGUGAGGGAAGAAUGGUGAUGGGGCAAGGUAAUGCAGUGAGUGGGGGGCUUGUUUGUUUUUUUGGGGGAGGGAGGGAUGGUGACAGUGCAGCUCAGAUUGCCUUCCCUUAGCGUGAGUGAGGAUUAGCAUUUGGUUGGUGGUGUUUGUAAUUUUUCCACUUUACAUGCACAUAGUUUUACCUUAUGUGCUUUAAAAUUAGAUGAAGAGCAGCAUGAUUUCCAAAUAUUUGUGAAAGUUAAUCGUAUAAUCACAGGUUACUAUGGUACUUGUUUUCCUUUUGUGUAGCUAUUCUUGUGUAACUGUAAUGGCCAAAUCCUGCUCUCUUUAGUCAAUGUGACUACUCGUACGAGCAAGACUACAGGCUUUAGCCCACAAUGUGUAUUUAUUCAGAGAAACUGAAGCCUCAGCUCCUUCUAUCUUUGUACUUCAGGAACUACUAUUUUUGUUUGGUUGCUGUAUGUAAGCCAUAUCCAUUGUACACCAUGUGUAUAUUUUUAUUUAAAUAAAUGUGACUUUUAUUUUUUA
Messenger RNA from Malaclemys terrapin pileata, 8869 nucleotides. RefSeq names its product inositol polyphosphate-4-phosphatase type II B (gene INPP4B). NCBI's taxonomy places the organism in Eukaryota, Metazoa, Chordata, Testudines, Emydidae. Gene Ontology annotation, molecular function: phosphatidylinositol-3,4-bisphosphate 4-phosphatase activity. The coding region runs from base 208 to 2982 and encodes 924 amino acids. The transcript has 24 exons. Gene Ontology annotation, cellular component: cytoplasm. The record is from RefSeq and is a predicted model, not a curated record.